Linnemannia hyalina is the source of this 1629-nucleotide messenger RNA. The record is from the annotation of a GenBank genome assembly. NCBI's taxonomy places the organism in Eukaryota, Fungi, Mortierellomycota, Mortierellomycetes, Mortierellales, Mortierellaceae.
AUGGCAACUCGUCUCCAGUCCUCACUCAGGCUUGUCGCCCGACAGACCGGCGCCACUCUUGCGAGAACCCCUGUCUGGAACAGGCCUGUCGCCUGGGCCACCCGAGCCGCGUUCUCCACCAACGCCCCUCACCUUUUCGCUGCACCUCACGGCAAAGUUCCUUUCACGGCCGACAAGUACCCACACAUGAAACGCGACAGUACCUUCAAAAAGCUUUCCGAGGAGGACGUUGCCUAUUUCAAAUCGAUCCUCGGGCCUUCAAGCAUCACCCAGGACAGUGAGGAUCUGGAGACGUUCAACAUUGACUGGUUGAACAAGUACCGCGGUCAGUCCAAGCUGGUCCUGAAGCCAACUUCUACAGAACAAGUUUCCAAGAUCCUGAAAUAUUGCAACGACCACAAAUUGGCUGUCGUCCCUCAAGGAGGCAACACAGGCCUGGUUGGCGGAGGUGUGGCAGUCUUUGACGAAAUUGUCGUGUCAAUGUCGAACAUGAACACUGUCCGCACCUUUGACAACGUCUCUGGUGCACUUGUUUGUGACGCGGGAUGUAUCUUGGAGGUACUGGACAAGUACCUCGAGGAGCGUGGAUAUCUUAUGCCGCUUGACUUGGGCGCCAAGGGAAGCUGUCACAUCGGAGGAAACGUGUCGACAAAUGCCGGUGGUUUGCGCUUGCUUCGAUAUGGAUCUCUCCACGGAACGGUCCUUGGUCUGGAAGUGGUCCUGCCUGAUGGAACUAUCCUGGAUAACCUUUCGACGCUGCGAAAGGACAAUACUGGAUACGAUCUGAAGCAGCUCUUUAUCGGCGCGGAAGGCACUCUAGGCAUGGUCACCGGUGUCUCGAUCUUGGCACCCAAGCGACCCAAGGCCAUCAACGUGGCCUUGCUGGGCAUGGACACGUUCGAUCAGGUCCAGGCAGCGUUCAAGCGAUCCAAGAACGAACUUUCAGAGAUCCUGUCAGCUUUUGAGUUCUGGGAUCGGGCUGCCAUCAAGUUGGUCAAGGAGCACCUUGUCGCGGGCGCGAACGAUCCUCUCGAGUCGCUGCACAACUUUUACGUCCUGAUCGAGACCAGCGGUAGCAACAAAGACCAUGAUGACGAAAAGCUCAACGCCUACUUGGAAGGGCUGAUGGGCGAUGAGAUUGUCCAGGACGGAGUGGUGGCUCAGGAUACAACGCAGAUUCAAAACUUAUGGGCUAUUCGUGAGGGUAUUCCUGAGGCAUGCUCCAAGGCUGGCGCGGUCUACAAGUACGACAUCUCGAUGCCUGUCCCCGUCCUCUAUCAGGCCGUUGAGGAUAUGAGGGCCCGUCUUGUUCAAAGCGAUGCGUACGGAGACGGCAAGUUGUUUACGUCAGUCAUAGGCUAUGGACAUGUUGGUGACGGCAACUUGCACCUGAACGUUGCGGCUGAAGAGUUUUCCAACGAGGCCACGGCUCUCAUUGAGCCAUUUAUCUUUGAAUGGACCGCUGGACAUUCGGGAUCGAUCUCGGCUGAGCAUGGUCUUGGUAUCUCCAAGAACAACUUUUUGCACUAUUCAAAGUCAGCGUCAAUGAUUGAGCUCAUGAAGCGAUUCAAGGAGAUGCUCGAUCCCAACGGCAUCAUGAACCCCUACAAGUAUCUGCCUGACAAGUAG